Aspergillus terreus NIH2624 is the source of this 2946-nucleotide messenger RNA. RefSeq lists its product as uncharacterized. The coding region runs from base 1 to 2946 and encodes 981 amino acids. The record is from RefSeq and is a predicted model, not a curated record. Lineage: Eukaryota; Fungi; Ascomycota; Eurotiomycetes; Eurotiales; Aspergillaceae. Gene Ontology annotation, biological process: recombinational repair. Gene Ontology annotation, molecular function: hydrolase activity; DNA binding; 3'-5' DNA helicase activity. Gene Ontology annotation, cellular component: nucleus. The transcript has 3 exons.
AUGCAGCGCCCCAAACAACCCCCAAACCCCAUGGAUCCCAUCAUAGAAGGCCUAAAUUAUGCCCAAAGAGACGCCGUCACGUCCCCGGCAUCAAUUCUCCAAGUCCUGGCCCCGCCGGGCUCGGGAAAGACCAAGACGCUGACCGCGCGUGUCGCGUACCUGCUCUCGCACCAUGGGUACCAGCCGCAGGACGUCAUCUGUUGCACGUUCACGAUCAAAGCCAGUCGGGAGAUGCGGGAGCGGCUGGCCAAACUGGUCGGCGAUGACGUCCAGUCGAGAUUGAUUCUGGGGACGUUUCACUCCAUCUGUCGCCGGUAUCUGGUCAGCUAUGGCUACUUGAUUGGGCUGCGCCGGGGGUUUGGGAUUGCGGAUUCGAGCGACAGUCUAGCCAUUAUUAAACGAAUCGUAAAACGUCUACAACUCAACAUCCUCCCGAACGUCGCCCGCUCGCGCAUCUCGCAUCAGAAAGCCCACGGGAUCUCCCCGGACGAGGUGGCAAAGAAGUACGCGAGCAAUGCGGCGAAGAUCCAGGAAAACCGCGAGUUCAUCCAGGUGUAUCGCGAGUACGAGGCGCAUCUGGCGGCGUCCCAUCUCCUCGACUACGACGACCUCCUCGUGCGGUGCGCGGAGCUCCUGCGCCGCCAUCCGAGCUGUGUGUCGAAUGUGCAAGCUGUGCUGGUGGACGAGUUCCAGGACACCAACCACAUCCAGUACGAGCUGAUGAACCUGUUCGCGUCACAGAACCGCCGGAUCACUGUCGUCGGCGACCCCGACCAGAGCAUCUAUGGGUUUCGUUCGGCGGAGAUCAAGAAUCUGGGGCGCAUGCAACAGCGGUACCGAGAUACGGCGGUUGUGCUCCUGGAGGACAACUAUCGCUCGUCGGGGUCCAUUCUGAGCUCCGCGCAGGACGUCAUCGAGCAGGAUACUUCGCGGCCCGCGAAGAAGCUCCAGCCCACGCAUAGUGUGGGCACGAUGCCUGUACUGCGCAAGUUGCCGACCGCAGACGCAGAGGCACAGUGGAUUGUGCUCGAGAUCAAACGGUGCAUGGCCAUGACGGGGAAGCUCCUUGAUCACUCCGACUUUGCGAUCCUGCUGCGGUCCGCGUCGCUCUCGCGGCAAAUCGAGUCGGAGAUGGGGAAGCAUGGCAUACCGUACAGGAUGGUCGGGGGGCUGCGGUUCUUCGAUCGCGUCGAGAUCAAGCUACUCCUGGACUAUCUGAGGGUGAUCAGCCAGCCGGGCAACACGGACGCACUGCUGCGCAUUAUCAACGUUCCCUCGCGGAAGAUCGGCGAGGAGACGAUCCGUUCGCUGAUGAGCGGCGCAGAGAAAAACAAAAAGCCUCUCUGGGAUUUUAUCAAAGACGUCGCGCAGGGUCGCCGGUCGACCGAGAAGACCCUCUCGAAGCCGGCCAACCACGGGCUCUGCACGUUUGUUGGUCUGAUUGAGUCUUCGAGACGGAAGCUGCUGGAAUGCACGGACAACUCGGCCCCCCGGAAGCUCCUCGACUACGUGAUUAAGAGACUUUCGUUUCGGGACUAUCUUACGACGAUGUACGGUACGAACGAGGAAAAUCGCUGGGCUAAUGUGGAAGAGCUGCUGGGACAGGCGGACGACACAAAGGCAGACGAUGAUACCGAGCAGGACGACCGUCUGCCAGAGAUCGAAGGCCUCGCGCAACAGGAAGCCCACGCCGGGGAGGAAGCUCUAUCUCGCUUCCUGGCCAAUGUGGCUCUGUCCACGGAGGUCCGCCCACAGGAGGGCGAGGACGGAACGCAAUCGCAGGAGAAAGUGACCAUCUCCACGAUUCACGCGGCAAAGGGCUUGGAGUGGCCCGUGGUCUUCGUUCCCGCCGUGUACAACGGCAGCAUCCCGCACUCGCGGGCCGACGACUGGGAUGAGGAACGACGGCUGCUAUACGUAGCGAUGACUCGAGCGCAAGCACUGCUAUACCUGAGCUACCCGCUCGAGCAGGCCCGUAGCGGCGAAGAGACAACCGUGUCCGACUUCCUCCCAGACAAGAUUGUUGAAUCCCGUUUCCGCUGCAUCGGACCCAGUCUGAGGGAGAAGACGGUCUACGACAUCGCCGACAUCCUCCGCCGACCGAGGCCGUCCGCCGAGGCGAUAAACGAGGGACAGGUUUCGCUGAUCUCAACUCUCGACGAUCAAUGGACGCCCGAAGGACGGGAGGCGCCGGACGCCUUGCUGACAUGGGACGGCGUGAGGGUGACAGGAGAGGGGGAGCCAUACCCAAAACGACGUCGGUACGGUCCCCAAGAUUCCACAUCAACCACGGCGGUUCCUGUGUCGACGUAUUCCAUCGGGAGUUCGAACUUAUCCGUGACCACGACCAUGUCGUCAUUCGGGUUCUCGACCGCCAGAGAGUACAUCACCAGUACCGCCUCGACGACAGGGGGCCCGACAAUUCAGCCCAGGGCGUCCAACACAGGGAUCCCUGGUCGAAAAGCCAAUGAACUGUCACAGAAGAGCAUAUCGGGCUUCUUCAGCGGCGCCGCGCAGGCAACCCGCGGCGAAUCAGCGGCGCCGGGUCGCCACCAGCCACGGGGCAACCAUCGGGCGACUGAGCCAUCAGCACCACCUCCACCGCCUUCUGGUUGUCACCCCGGCUUGCGCAGCGGUAUGCCUCCCAACUUCUCAGUUCAUCGGCCACAAGUGCACCGCCCAACACGCCCCACCCUGGAGCCCUCCGACCCCAACCGCUACACGUGGCUGGGGACAUCCUCGACGACGACGGCGGGCACGUCGAAAGCAACUGUCCGACCGACGCUGCACAAAGGUUCGGAGAACGAAGAUGCUAGCAUGUACGGAGUAUGGGUGUCUGCCAGCAGAUGGACUCAGGAAGAGUCUAUGGCACGAGAAUUGAGGACCCUCGAAUCAACACCAUCAACUGUCCUCAAUAGGAAGACAGCACACGUAGGAGAUGAGUAA